UUACAGGGUUGAAUGUUGCCAUUCAUUUUGUGACGCUGUGUAUUAUCGGUGUGGCUGACUGCCCCAGUGUUUAUGCUUGAGUCGGCUCGAUGAGUCUGAAUGAGUAUAAUGAACAUUGUUAGAGUGUCUGCAGCAGUAGCUGGAUCCUACCUAUUUCUGAAAAUCUCAUCCAAAAUGGCAUCAGCAGAUAACUCAAGCAGCGAGAGAGUGGACACGCCCACCUCUGAGGGAGCUAUGGCAACAGCAGACACACCUGAAGAUGGCCUAACACGAUCAGUUUUCAGGAAUGGUUGCUAUGAAAACCCAUGGCCAACUUGGAAAGAUAUACACAUCUCCAAUGUGUUGAAAUUCGUUUUGGAAAAAAGUAACAGCAAUGUACCAAAGAAAGAGGUCCUUGAUAAGGAGCUUCCUGUCCUGAAACCAGACUUUAGUAAAUUUGAUAAAUCGCCUGAUACUGGAGUGUGCACAAUGUGGGUCGGCCAUGCCACGGUGCUGGUGCAGUUCGAUGGAGUCACAGUCCUCACUGACCCCAUCUUCAGCAACAGAUGCUCACCAACUCAGUGGUUCUUUGGAAACAAGCGGUAUCGUAAGCCGCCAUGCACCGUAGAGGAUCUGCCUAAGGUUGAUGCUGUAGUGAUAAGUCACAAUCAUUACGAUCACCUGGACUACAACUCAGUCGUGGCAUUGAACAAGAAGUUUGGAGAUUCGCUAUGCUGGUAUGUCCCGCUGGGAUUGAAGCAGUGGAUGGUGUCAACUGGUUGUAAGAAUGUGCAGGAGCUGGACUGGUGGCAGGAGGUUGAACACCAUGCAGCUGACGGCGAAACUGUCAAGUUUGUCUGUACUCCGUGUCAACACUGGAGCAAGAGAACGCCAACAGAUGACUUCAAGACGCUGUGGGGCAGCUGGUCUGUGAUUGGUCCAAGGCAUCGAUUCUUCUUUGGGGGAGACACAGGGUACUGUGAAGUGUUCAAACAGAUAGGACACAAGUAUGGUCCGUUUUCACUCGCUGCUAUCCCAAUUGGCGCCUAUGAACCAAGAUGGUUUAUGCACCCACAACAUGUGAAUCCCAAAGAGUCAGUUCAAAUCCAUGAGGAUAUCCAGUCCAGAAUGUCUGUUGGAAUACAUUGGGGCACAUUCACUCUCACUAACGAGCCUUAUUUGGAACCUCGAGAAAAGCUCAAGGAGGAAUUAAAAGAGAAGAGUCUAGAUCCGGCAGAGUUUAUUACACUUCGACAUGGGGAGGUUACAGUGCUGGGUAAAGACGAAUACCUCAGUGUGGACUGAUCCAGGAAGGAAACUGAAGACACAGUACACGGACACUGGUUCUAACUUCACCAUUAACACUUUAUUGUUGUUAUUACUUGUUUUAGUCUUUUCUUGAUACGUGUGGUUUUUGUGGAAUAAAAUAAUUAGAAAUAACACUCUGAAGAGUUUACCUUAACAUAUAUGGUGGUUAGUUGCCAGGAGAACAUUUGCCAACUGUGCAGACGUAAGAGACGGCAAUAUUCCAUGUACGUAAUGCUUCCCUUAAUAAUCAAAUAAUCCAGUGGCCGAUAUUGUGAGUGAUUAUUCAUUCCAUUGAAUAAUGAUAACAAAUAAACAAAGAGAUGACCUGCCAAUCCACUAAGUCACGUCUUUCGAUCAGAAUAGGUUUCUAGGGACUUAUCGUCAUGCAGAAUCUUGAAACAGGCCUGAGUCUGGAACUUUCAUGUACAAUCAUGUGAUAGAUAAAACCAUUGUUCUAUUGUUAUAAUCUGUUGUGUUUGUAUAUUGUACUGUCAAGUUGAGUGCCAUAUUGUUCACAAUAAUAUAAUUUUUAAAUGUUUGGGAUGUUUGCCUUGAAGGAUACUAUUUAUUUUUUGAUGCGGAGUAUGAACAUUGUCAUCAAUAAUCUAAGUCAUGCUGUUACUGAUUCUUUUACUAUACACAUUUUUCAUGUUUGUUGUUUUAAACCACAUGCUCACCAGUAUGUUCAGAGGCUGUAACAUACAUGUACAAAGGCUGUAACAUACAUGUAACAAUCAUUCACAAAGACAAAACUAUUUUUCAUGUGUAGUCAAAGGCGUUCGUGAGUUAGGUACAGAAUGGUUUUCCUGCUGCAAUAAGCAAUACCACACCUCUGCUGUGAUGAAUCAUGAACCUGACAUGUGAUUGAUAUAAUGAUCAUAGACUUCGAUGUCCGGGAACGAGGGCACAAUGUCAGUCAAGUCAUCAUUGCAAGUCAUUGUAUCCCAAUAUUGAGCAGAUGGCUGCAUGUGAUUUCAGUCUCUCUGUUGCCUGGUCCGGGCUUGAUUGUUUACAGACCACGGUCAGUUGAGAUUUUGCUGAGUGCAGCAUUUAAUUCACAGCAAAGCAAAGUGAAUGUAUUCUCUGUGACAAUCUGGUACUAUGAUAUUGUAGGGUUGUAUGUAAAUAUAGUAUUCCUCCGGAUUAUGUGUGUUUUUAGUCUUGGUAUGUGCAAAGAUGACAUUACAUCAUAUUUACCUACAAAGAAGCAUUUUGAUAUCUCCAUAUUUCUAGAAUGUGUUUUACCCUCUUUAUUAUAAGAUGUUGUCAUACAUACAGAUUUGAUAUUAUUAUCACGAGGCUGUAGGUGUUGUUUUCAUCUCCCACUUGCCCUUUUUUUUUUAUUCGGAUGUGAAAUGAGGAAACAGCUCACCUUCAUAUUUCUUCAUUUACAUCCAUUUAAAGAUCGAGUCCUUUUGCUUCAGAAGCAAUCUACAUCAUAAAUUAAUUUAAAGACUAAUACCAAAUCGUAAAUAUUUCAUAUUUCACAAGCUACUCAUUCAAAAACAUUUUUUUAUUAUUUACUGCCUGCCUGCUUUCUUGCUCAUUGAGGAUAAGAAAAAUGUAAUAAAUAUCAAGGUCCAAGCAGUGACCCAUUUACUAGUUAUUAAUUUGUUUAAGACUGUGAGUGAAUUAAAAUAUAUUUAUUUUC
Messenger RNA from Haliotis rubra (blacklip abalone), 2938 nucleotides. Its product is annotated as N-acyl-phosphatidylethanolamine-hydrolyzing phospholipase D-like. The record is from RefSeq and is a predicted model, not a curated record. Gene Ontology annotation, biological process: N-acylphosphatidylethanolamine metabolic process; N-acylethanolamine metabolic process. Gene Ontology annotation, cellular component: cytoplasm; membrane-bounded organelle. Gene Ontology annotation, molecular function: N-acylphosphatidylethanolamine-specific phospholipase D activity; zinc ion binding. Bases 100 to 1284 code for a protein of 394 amino acids. NCBI's taxonomy places the organism in Eukaryota, Metazoa, Mollusca, Gastropoda, Lepetellida, Haliotidae. The transcript has 6 exons.